This is a messenger RNA of Xylaria bambusicola, 1529 nucleotides long. RefSeq names its product mitochondrial ribosomal protein subunit L20-domain-containing protein. The transcript has a single exon. Gene Ontology annotation, molecular function: structural constituent of ribosome. The record is from RefSeq and is a predicted model, not a curated record. Lineage: Eukaryota; Fungi; Ascomycota; Sordariomycetes; Xylariales; Xylariaceae. Gene Ontology annotation, cellular component: mitochondrial large ribosomal subunit. The coding region runs from base 506 to 1135 and encodes 209 amino acids.
GGCAGAACCUCCGGUCAGUUACGCACCAAUUCAACAGGCUGAUAGAUCAUGGUAAAGAGUUUAACCAGUGACAACCCAAUUUGAAUAAGUGCAGUGCAUACUCGAUUCACGGUCAAGAAAGAAAAUCUAUUCGCCUAGUCGGCGCAUUUAUCAUGCUGUUGUUGAUUGUCAGUCCGUACAAUCGAAUUAUCUCAAUUGACACAUAUUACCUAUCUACUCCGUAAUCGAUAAAGUGCAACGGACUGCUAAGAGCGUUAUGGUGGAACCACCCGUAAUCGCCCCACGUGACUUUUUGUCGGGCCGUGAUGUCUCCGUCGAAUUUUGCCAUUGAAGCUGGUUACAGCGAAACUAGCAUUCGGUCAAUUCGCGAGGAGUAGGAGGGUGGAAACGAAGAUAACAGCCAGCCCGAUUGGAACAACGAAGCGCCUCCAAUCCUCCUCCGCACCUUCAGCUCUCUCGUCUCCCGGAUUCGCAGUCUCCAUUCAAUCACAACCAAUCCGCCAUCAUGGAGACACGGCAGGUCCUGCGGCCUCUGGGCAGCCUCUCCCACGCGACCUCCUCCGUCACACGCUCCCCAGCAUUCAGAUCAACAGCAAGCCGACGGCACCAGUCGACGACCUCGCGGACAAAGAAGAUGCUCAAGAUCCCGCCGCACCCAGAUUUCCUCACCCCGCAAUCAGGGCAAAACCACAUAAUCUACAACCCGCCGGCCGCCGCCCCCUCCGUCUACCACACACCCUUCAAAUUCCUGCCCAAGUCGGAUCCCCGCCGGCAGGCCAAUCUAAGCCAACUCGUCCGCUCCUCGACAGACCUGCACGCGAGCCGGUCGUCCUUACCGCCCGUGUCGCGCGCGACCGAGACCCGCGAGAAGAAGUACAACGUGACGCGGGAGCAGGUCGAGGAGAUGCGGCACCUGCGCGCCAGCGACCCCGUGACGUGGAGCGUGCACAAGCUCGCCGAGAAGUUCCAGUGCGGGCCGCUCUUCGUCAUGAUGUGCUGCAAGGCGAGCCCGGAGCACAAGGAGAAGGAGCGACAGCGUCUCGAGGCUAUCAAAGCGCGGUGGGGCGAGGUCAGGACGAAGGCGAGAGGGGAGAGGCAGAAGAGGAAGGUGUUGCUGGCUCAGGGCGCUUUAUAGUCGUCUACUAAAUUCAUAUGCGCGAGACAAAGGCUGAACCGAUAUCUCAAUGCUAGUCCUCUAGGAUCCGGACUGCGGAGAGAAGAUGAGCUGUGCGAAUUUACGGAGACAGCUCGGGGGAAUCAAUGUGUAUAUCCCGUGAAAAUUCCCAGGCGAUGGAAUAGAGAAUAUACCGCUCUCUAAGGGGCAAGAGCGAGAGCGAAAGAGGGUGAGCCCUUGGGUUUUAUAUCUAGGUAAAUCUAGGUAAAUCCUUCCUCUCAAAUGUAUAUCAAGCUUGUUACGCCAAACAUGUCGCAGCGCAACACGAUGUCUGGCCACGUGCCAAUGGUUGUACUUAAUCUCAUUGUAUAAGACUCAAUCAAUACAAGACAAAAAUUCAAGAAGAAAUCGACCC